AGCGAAAACGAUCUGCUUUCCCAGUUAACAGUCGACAUAUAUAAAUGAAAUUUAAAACCCCCGCAAAAUCACUAAAUCUCGAAAAUGUUCUGUUUUAGGAUACAGACCGAAAAAUCAGCUUCGUCGAAUCAGAAUCCCUAAACCAAUUCAGGGGCAAAUUUUGGGGUUUUAACAAUUUUCCAAAAUUGGAGGGUGUCUGUCAUCCGGCGGUAAACCGCCGGCGCAGCGGCUGCCGGUGUUACAGGCGGCUGUCCGAAAGCUUCCGGUACCGGAUACCACCGACGGAGUUGCGGAUAAUGCUAAGAUGAAGAGUCUGUUCAAGUCCAAGCCGAGGACUCCGGCUGAUUUGGUGCGGCUGACGCGCGAUCUACUCAUCUUCGCCGAUCUCGGAGCUCCUGACACUAAGGAAAGCAAGCGAGACGAGAAGAUGCUGGAAUUGAGCAAACUAAUGAGAGAGUUGAAACAAGUUCUUUAUGGGGACAGUGAAUCUGAGCCAGUAGCAGAAGCAUGUACCCAGUUGACUCAGGAGUUUUUCAGAGAGGACACUCUUCGCCUUCUAAUUACAUGUCUUCCAAAGUUGAGUUUAGAGACCCGCAAAGAUGCUACUCAGGUUGUUGCAAAUCUGCAGAGGCAACAGGUUCAGUCAAAGUUGAUUGCGUGUGAUUACUUGGAAAAGAACAAAGAUCUCAUGGAUGUCUUGAUAGCAGGUUACGAGAACACUGAGCUGGCUUUACACUAUGGUGCAAUGUUGAGGGAAUGCAUACGCCAUCAAAUCAUUGCAAAGUAUGUUUUGGAAUCAGAGCAUAUGAAUAAAUUUUUUGACUUUAUUCAACUUCCAAAUUUUGACAUUGCCUCUGAUGCUGCUGCCACUUUCAAGGAAUUACUGACUAGACACAAAUCAACAGUUGCCGAGUUCCUUUCUAAAAAUUAUGACUGGUUCUUUGCGGAGUACAACUCAAAGUUGCUAGAAUCUACUAACUACAUUACUAGGAGGCAGGCUGUCAAGCUCUUGGGUGAUAUCUUGCUAGAUCGGUCAAAUUCAGCUGUAAUGACGCGAUAUCUUAGUUCAAGGGAGAACUUGAGGAUCCUCAUGAAUCUUCUCAGGGAGUCGAGCAAGAGCAUACAGAUUGAAGCAUUCCAUGUUUUCAAGUUAUUUGCAGCUAAUCAGAACAAACCUCCGGACAUUGUUAGUAUUCUCGUUACCAACAAAAGCAAGCUACUGCGCCUUUUUGCUGAUUUCAAGACAGAAAAAGGUAAAAAUGUGGAAUGACAUAUUCAUGCAGAUAAUCUUCGAAUAUCUUUGUUUGAAAUUUUGCUUUGGUUGCAAAGGAUGAGCAAUUUGAGGCUGAUAAAGCACAAGUUGUUAAAGAAAUUGCUGCACUUGAGCCUAAAGAGCGGACAUGAAUUCACCUGUUGUUAAGUGUAUCAGCUGCGAUGACGGCCUUGUACCAGUAAUUCUAGCUGAUAUAUUAUAUAUAUAUAUAUAGGGGUGCAUUAUAAUGAUAAUCCCAAUUUCCGUAA
Salvia splendens (bonfire salvia) is the source of this 1521-nucleotide messenger RNA. RefSeq names its product putative MO25-like protein At5g47540. The record is from RefSeq and is a predicted model, not a curated record. Gene Ontology annotation, molecular function: protein serine/threonine kinase activator activity. Bases 305 to 1270 code for a protein of 321 amino acids. Gene Ontology annotation, biological process: intracellular signal transduction. NCBI's taxonomy places the organism in Eukaryota, Viridiplantae, Streptophyta, Magnoliopsida, Lamiales, Lamiaceae. The transcript is spliced from 10 exons.